AUGGCUUCCGCCGAGCUCACAGAGGCCGUCGAGCCCAAGAAGAAGAGCAACGUCAAGUAUGCCUCCAUCUGUGCCAUCCUCGCCUCCAUGGCCUCCGUCAUCCUUGGCUAUGGUACCCAUUCUUUCGUUGUUGUCAAAAUAUAUAUUUCGUUUUGCUUUCCAAGAUUGGAGAUCAUGAUAGGCAUUCUCAGUGUCUACUCGCUGAUCGGUUCCUUCGCUGGCGCGCGGACGUCCGACAGGAUCGGUCGCCGCUUGACCGUUGUCUUCGCGGCUCUCAUCUUCUUCGUGGGCGCGUUGCUCAUGGGUUUUGCCGUCAACUACGGCAUGCUCAUGGUGGGACGCUUCGUGGCCGGAGUUGGUGUUGGCUACGGGGGUAUGAUUGCGCCCGUGUACACCGCCGAGAUCUCGCCGGCGGCAUCCCGCGGCUUCCUCACGUCCUUCCCGGAAGUGUUCAUCAACAUCGGUAUCCUGCUCGGCUACGUAUCGAACUUCGCGUUCGCUCGCCUCCCGCUCCACCUCGGCUGGCGUGUUAUGCUCGGCAUUGGCGCAGCGCCGUCCGCCCUGCUCGCGCUCAUGGUGUUUUUCAUGCCCGAGUCGCCUCGGUGGCUUGUCAUGAAGGGCCGCCUCGCGGACGCCAGGGCUGUGCUAGAGAAGACCUCUGCCUCGCCAGAGGAGGCCGCAGAGCGGCUGGCUGACAUCAAGGUUGCCGCGGGGAUUCCAAAGGACCUCGACGGAGACGUGGUCACCGUACCCAAGGAGCGGAACGGUGGUGAGAUGCAGGUGUGGAAGGCGCUCAUCUUUUCCCCAACCCCGGUGAUCCGCCGCAUACUGCUAUCGGGCGUCGGCCUGCACUUCUUCCAGCAGGCUUCUGGCAGCGAUUCCGUCGUCCUGUACAGCCCGAGCGUGUUCAAGAGCGCGGGAAUCACCGGCGACAACAAGCUCCUGGGCGUCACCUGCGCGGUGGGCGUCACCAAGACGCUUUUCAUCCUGGUGGCCACGUUCCUGCUGGACCGCGUCGGGCGUCGGCCUCUGCUGCUGACCAGCGCGGGUGGAAUGAUCAUCUCUCUCAUCGGCCUCGGGACGGGCCUCACAGUCGUGGGGCAUCACCUGGACGCCAAGAUCCCGUCGGCCGUCGCUCUGUGCAUCGCGUCCACCUUGGCCUUCGUCGCCUUCUUCUCUAUCGGCCUCGGCCCCAUCACGGGUGUGUACAACUCGGAGAUAUUUCCGCUGCAGGUGCGCGCGCUGGGCUACGCGGUCGGCUUGGCGUGCAACCGCGUUACCAGCGCCGUGAUCUCCAUGACCUUCCUGUCCCUCUCGAAGGGCAUCACAAUCGGCGGCAGCUUCUUCCUCUACUCCGGCAUCGCUGCGGUCGGGUGGGUUUUCUUCUUCACGUGCCUUCCGGAGACCCGCGGUCGUACGCUGGAGGAGAUGGGCAAGCUGUUCGGCAUGCCAGACACGGACAUGGCUGACGCAGACAACGCCGCUGCCAAGGAGAAGGUGGUGGAAAUGCCCACCAAGGAGAUGGGAGGAGAACACAACUACUCGGCCCUAGUCGGCAGUGCCGGCAAUCAUUGA
Molecule: messenger RNA, 1575 nt
Organism: Miscanthus lutarioriparius
Lineage: Eukaryota; Viridiplantae; Streptophyta; Magnoliopsida; Poales; Poaceae
Source: the annotation of a GenBank genome assembly